Molecule: messenger RNA, 1532 nt
Organism: Neomonachus schauinslandi (Hawaiian monk seal)
Lineage: Eukaryota; Metazoa; Chordata; Mammalia; Carnivora; Phocidae
Gene: PAAF1
Product: proteasomal ATPase associated factor 1
Exons: 12
Coding region: 9-1187 (392 amino acids)
Molecular function (GO): protein binding
Source: RefSeq, a predicted model, not a curated record
GGGUUAAGAUGGCGGCGCCUUUGAGGAUUCAGAGCGACUGGGCUCAAGCCCUCAGGAAGGAUGAAGGGGAAGCCUGGCUGAGUUGUCACCCCCCAGGGAAACCAACUUUGUAUGGCAGCCUAACUUGUCAAGGAAUUGGCCAGGAUGGCAUCCCAGAAGUUACAGCUUCAGAAGGAUUUAUUGUGAAUGAGAUAAACAAGAAAAGCAUUCAUAUUUCUUGUCCAAAGGAAAAUGCAUCCUCAAAGUUUUUGGCCCCAUACACUACUUUUUCCAGAAUUCAUUCAAAGAGUAUAACAUGCCUGGACAUUUCCAGUGGAGGCGGCCUUGGUGUGUCUUCUAGUACUGAUGGAAGCAUGAAGAUCUGGCAGGCUUCCAAUGGCGAGCUCAGAAGAGUAUUGGAAGGACAUGUGUUUGAUGUGAAUUGUUGCAGGUUUUUCCCAUCAGGCCUUGUGGUUCUGAGUGGGGGAAUGGAUGCCCAGCUGAAGAUCUGGUCAGCUGAAGAUGCUAGCUGUGUGGUGACAUUCAAAGGUCACAAAGGAGGUAUUCUGGAUACAGCCAUUGUUGAUCGGGGGAGGAAUGUGGUGUCUGGUUCUCGAGACGGGACAGCACGACUUUGGGAUUGUGGGCGCUCAGCCUGCCUGGGAGUCAUUGCAGACUGUGGUUCUUCCAUUAAUGGAGUGGCUGUGGGUGCUGCUGACAACUCCAUAAACCUCGGCUCCCCUGAGCAGACGCCAAGCGAACGGGAGGUUGGAACAGAGUCGAAAAUGCUGCUAUUGGCACGGGAAGAUAAGAAACUUCAGUGCUUGGGACUGCAGAGCAGGCAGCCGGUGUUCCUCUUUGUUGGCUCAGAUGCCUUCAACUGCUGCACUUUUCUCUCUGGCUUCUUGCUGUUGGCUGGGACACAGGAUGGAAACAUUUAUCAGCUGGACGUGAGGAGUCCAAGGGCUCCAGUACAAGUCAUCCACAGAUCAGGAGCACCAGUUCUGUCCCUCCUGAGUUUCAGAGAUGGAUUUAUUGCUAGCCACGGUGAUGGAAGCUGUUUCAUUGUCCAGCAAGACCUAGACUAUCUCAUUGAGCUCACUGGGGCCGACUGUGACCCUGUGUUCAAGGUUGCCACAUGGGAGAAGCAGAUCUACACAUGCUGUCGAGAUGGUCUUGUGCGACGCUAUCAGCUCUCUGAUCUCUGACUCCUUGGAAAAGGAUUCCCAGUUAAUGAAAAAAUUGGCCCUAAUCGACAAAGAGCAAAAUAAUCAUCAGUCCUUCUCAAGGACCAUGGCCCCUUAUUGUUUGGGGCACCCUUUGGAAGUCACAGAAAAUCAGCUGCAUUGGCCCAUGUGGAAGUAUCAUUCCAUGACAAGACCUACUGUAAACUGAAGAAGAAGCUCACACAUGCUCCAUAUAUACCCUCACCCCAACAGCAGGGCAAGGAUAUGGAUGCUUACAGUUUGAUCUCACACCAUUGUGUUAAGUGUUUACAAGGAUCAGAGGACUAAAGCUUGUUCUCUGAAGGAAAUAAAGAGAAUGUAUUUGGA